AUGGCUACCCGCAACCGGCCGUGCAAUCUAACACGACGUUCGUUUCUGUCAUUUCAAGUGGCUGGUUGUGAUUCCCAAUCCCUUUUGUUCCAAACCAACCCGGUAUCCUCCUACUCAUCUAUUCGCAUCACGGCCGUCAGUAGUGUGGAUAUUUAUGCUCUGGAAAGUGUAGCGGCGUUGCAAUCCCCGAAAACAGACGAUCCCGAAGCAUCCCCGUCCACACCGGUGAAUGAGGUUCCACCACCUUUCAGUGAUCCUCCGAACGACGGACUCGCGGAAGAACUACCACAGCCGCCCCUGACACGGAUUGAUUCUUCCACACGCCCGGCCUCCCCUGCUCACGCAUCGGUUUUGUGGAAUCGACCGAACAUGGAUGGGGAGCCGGUCCAAUCAAAUGGAGUCACGGUCACAGAGGAUGAGGUGACCGCGUUGCGAAAAGAACGCGACGAACUGGUCACCACGAUUGACGAAAUGCGUUGUUAG
Molecule: messenger RNA, 483 nt
Organism: Echinostoma caproni
Lineage: Eukaryota; Metazoa; Platyhelminthes; Trematoda; Plagiorchiida; Echinostomatidae
Source: the annotation of a GenBank genome assembly